UACAACAAUAAAUGAUCUCAUAUGCAAGAUCGUUUAAUUCGUUCAAUUUAGGUUCUUGUAUAUGCUAAUGUCAAUUAAACUCAGCAUUUCGUCGCAUGAUGCAGCACUAGUCCGGGAACAACCAGAGCCAUACGCGUGAGCACUUUCAUUUCUCCUCUUAUUGUACGUUGUCUAUGGUAUGUUAAGUACGCAUUUUUUAUUUCUGAGUGAAACGGACGCGCAUGCCUGAAAAUAUGGAACUCUGCUUCCGGCAAGAACAGUAAGUGGAGAGUAGAAGCCUGGGAGCGUAUUGUUUGGUUAUUAUAAAAUGACAGCCAUUACAAUCUCGCCGGCUGCACAAGGAAUUAUUCAAGUUGUAAAUGAAAGCAAUUUGUGUAAAAUCGAAGGCUUCCUCAAUGACACAGCAUAUAGGGAAGCCAUUGAAAAUUCCUCAAAUUAUAAUAGCCGACUAUGCAGAGAACGACGUUUACGUAUGCCCUUCCUCGAUUCUCAAACAGGUGUAGCACAGAAUCACUCUGCGCUGUUUAUGUCUUCAAGAGAAAGACUACCUGGUUUGUUACAUGGUCAGAUAUAUACAUAUCCUAGUAAACGAUGGAGGAAAAAACGGCGACAAUAUUUGAUGCAUUAUUUACAUCCAAAAAGAGGACCAAGAGGUGACACUGAAGAUGGUAAUGAAGGUGUAGAAACUGUAACACAUGUAAAUGAUGAUAGCAAAGAUUCAGUGGCCCUUAAAGAUGAACAUAGUAAAGAUGCAUGGUACUAUGACGAGCAAGACAUGUUGGAUAUGGACACAUAUGAAGAACCUGAUGCUGAAAGUGAUUACGAUUAUGAGGAAAGUUAUAGUAGUAAAAGGAAACGAAGAAAACCACGUGGAGGUGGCCAUCAUCCUGCACGAAAUCACCCAUCUUCUACAGAUAGUCCUGGGGGCAAACGUACUAAGGGUGGGGGACGCGGGCGCAAAAAAUCCAACUAUGAUGCCGUUGACACUGAUAAGCCAUUCGUUUGUGACCUAUGCAGCGCACGGUAUAAAACCAGACCUGGUCUGGUCUACCAUUACGGUCAUUCCCACUCUACUUCCUCCGGUGAUCCUGCUAAGGAACUAAGUCCCAGUCCUGCCGAAGUUGAACCUAGGAGCGUUGCAGACACCGCUGCUUCGAACCAGCCAGGUGGUACACGUCGGGGUCGUCAGAAUGCAACUUCGUCGAGUACUUCGAGUCCCUCUCCCGCAGCGCCGUCCGCGUCCGCUGCGGGAGCAUCGGCGCAGCCACAACCGCAGUCUCAGCCGGCCCAGCCUCAGCCGCAACAGUCGCAGCAACAACCACAGCAACCGUCUCAGCAACAGCAGCCACCUCAGCAGCAGCAACAAUUGCCCGCGGUACCGCCAACGGCAGCGCCAGCAUCGCCUACGAUACCAGCCGUGAAGGAAGAACAUCUGCCGGCGGUGCCGUCGCCAGGUACAGCUGUCCCCUCGCCAUCCUCGGUGAGGACGGAAGGCCCGCCGACCCCAGGGACGAACGAAAAAAAAGCUGGCAAGUCCGCGCAACCGUCCCCAUACUGCGACUUCUGUCUGGGCGAUGCUAGGGAAAAUAAAAAGACCGGCGGCUCCGAAGAGUUGGUCUCUUGCAGUGAUUGCGGUCGCUCAGGGCAUCCGACUUGUUUGCAAUUCACAGCGAACAUGAUCGUUUCUGUUCGCAAGUACAGGUGGCAGUGUAUCGAAUGCAAAUGCUGUUCCAUUUGUGGUACUUCUGACAACGAUGAUCAACUGCUGUUCUGUGACGACUGUGAUCGUGGAUACCAUAUGUAUUGUCUGUCUCCACCUCUUGCGUCUCCUCCCGAGGGCUCCUGGUCUUGCCGUCUGUGCAUAGCAGAGUUUCAUCGCCGUGAUUAAGAAUCUUUUUUCUCGUAAAUAAGUGACGGAUUUUAUCUAUUUGCUGUGGUGCAGUGGCCGUUCUCGAAUUAGGAGAGUAUUCUAUAAGCUCACUCUUCUUUCUAGUAUUACGAUAAACGCAAAUGUACUUUCAAGUGAACUCUUCUUUCCUUUGUAAGAGGGACUAUUAAUUAACAACGUUGGCAGCAUUAACUAUUCCGCCUUUUGUUUUUCUUUUCGAUUUAAGUUUCUAUUGAAUAAGAUGAAAUAUCGCAAAGUAUACGUAAUGUAUGUUAUAUUAUCUCAGGCACUGGUGAUCUCAGAAAAUGAAAAGUAUCAUAAUUAUGUAUUUAUAUUCUCUAACGAACUAGCGUUUAUCAGUAGAUGUACGAAGGUAUAAGGUCGAAGGGCUGUCUUAAGGUUUCUAUUGAGAACAGAUGAAUACCUGCUUUAAGUUUGCCAUUAAAGUCAAUGCGUUUAAUGGGCAUAACCUUAAUGGUCAAGGACUUCGGCAUCAGAUUGUCGUUAAAUGUCGUUGCGUUUUUCAUUGAAAUAAGUUGGUUAGACAAUUGCGAACACCGAUAAAUACUCUCCUAGUUCUCGUGGCCAAUAUAUUUUUAGCCAUUGACAUUCGAAGUUCGGUUGCUUUUAGGAUUUCAAAAAUCUGCUUACACUUUAAACAACUUUUGGAGAUCUCAAGUUUUCAUAAUAUCUUUAGCUCCUUGCUAUUAACCUGGUUCAAUCCAAGGUGAAUGAAAGAAGCAAACGUAAGGAAAAAAAGAUUGAUAUUCUAGGAAGAACAUGAUAUUAAUAGCAUCUGUUUCAUAAAUAGUGAUAAAUAGAAUGCUAUCUGUUUAUCUGUAUGUAUCAUGAUAUUAAAGCUUUUACACUUAAUGACACAGCCAUUAGUAGCAGUAUAGCUAUGACAUACAAACUCACAGUACAGCAGAAAAUUAUAUUCUAUAUGCCCUUUAUUGUUAGCUCAGUAUUUUUAUAUUUUAUAUAUUGAAUGUACUUAAUUUAAGAUACCAUGGUGAUAUUUGGUACUCAUUGUUGUAACUCUUCGUUUCUUUUUUAUUCGAGUAAUUUUAAGGUCGCUUAACGACAUGGAAUUGUGUGUAUUAAAUGUCAUGAAAAUGAGUCUAUAAAGAUUUUUGAGUUUGAACCAGUCAAUGGUGAAUUUACAUUUUAUAUUGCUUAUUUUUAACAAACUGUAUGCAAAUUUCAAUAAACAUUAGUAUACAACUGAA
Messenger RNA from Bombus pascuorum, 3117 nucleotides. It is a transcript of the gene d4, whose product is annotated as zinc finger protein DPF3. Gene Ontology annotation, cellular component: nBAF complex. The coding region runs from base 308 to 1888 and encodes 526 amino acids. NCBI's taxonomy places the organism in Eukaryota, Metazoa, Arthropoda, Insecta, Hymenoptera, Apidae. The transcript is spliced from 9 exons. The record is from RefSeq and is a predicted model, not a curated record. Gene Ontology annotation, biological process: nervous system development.